Molecule: messenger RNA, 6603 nt
Organism: Bactrocera oleae (olive fruit fly)
Lineage: Eukaryota; Metazoa; Arthropoda; Insecta; Diptera; Tephritidae
Gene: Scgdelta
Product: sarcoglycan delta
Biological process (GO): heart contraction
Cellular component (GO): sarcoglycan complex; membrane
Source: RefSeq, a predicted model, not a curated record
AUGUACAAUAAUUUCAACGCAUUUCACAUCACAUAUAUCCCGGGCAUGCAACAUCCACCUGCCACUCAUACCACCAUCUCCAUGACUCAUGAUUUUCCAUCUACUAACUUAACCGAAAAACGCAGCAAACAGAAUGGCUUUGCGCCACUAAGCACAACAACAAUACCAACAGCUAAUCAUUGUGCUAAAGCGUGCAAUCCUAUUCAUUCACAGCAAACGACAGAUUUAAUACAAAAGCAACAAAGCGACGCUGCUGCAACUGAAUUACAAUUAGAAAGCGCGACAACUUUUCAAUUCACAUCGCCGACUGCAACAUUUAAGCGCAAAAAGCAACAGCAAACACAGAAGCAACAACAACAACAACAACAGUUCGAACAUCAAUUCCACAACAAUAACAAUAACUGUGGUGGCAAUCAAACAGUGGCAGCAACGGUAAUUAAUAAUUCACUGGCAACCGAAGUGUCGCAGCCGAAAUCAAAAUCACCUAAUCGCAACAGUGCUGAGAAUGGCAAUGUGCAACAUACAGCAACAGUUACCACGUCGAUUAUAUUGAAUGGUAUAGGUGUGGCAGCAACAACAAAAGCAACAAACGCGACAAAAGCAAUAACGGUUGACGAUAUUUUAGCAAUUGGCAGCAGCGGUGUUGUUGGUGCGCACAACAAUACAACAACCACAACAAAGCCAACAACCAGCAUACGUACACCGCGCAAUCGCACCUUGCCACGCAUCGCAACAACCACAACAACACCGCGAACUGCAUAUGCAGCUGACAAUCUCGAUCUAGUGGGCAGCCACACAGGCAAAGCGCCGCUCAACGGUCACAACAAGCGGCAACGUGCCACAGCCAAGGUGAAACAGUCGCCACAGCAACAUCAACAACAACAACAACAACAGCAACAACAACAGCCAGCACUGCAACAACACGCGCUGCCAAAGAGAAUGACCGCAGGCGCCGCUGGCGGCAGUAGCAGUGCGAGUGGCAGUGGCAAUAACAGUAAUCACAGCAGCAGCAACAACAAUAAUAACAACAACAACAGCAAUACACUACACAAAGAAAACAGCGCGCUCAUGGACAGUUUGGGUGCACAUUUGGAGCUGGUGGGUUGGCGCAAGAAAUGCCUCUACGGCCUGCUUGUGCUGCUAAUGCUGCUCAUCAUCACAAAUCUGGUGUUGACAUUGUGGAUACUGAAAGUGAUGGAAUUCACGACGGACGGCAUGGGCCAGCUGAAGAUAGUGCCAGGCGGUAUUCAGCUCACCGGUCAGGCGCUCAUAAUGGAUAUGCUGCGUGCAUCGACAAUACGCUCCAGGCAUGGCCAGCCGAUAGCGAUAGAAUCAUCACGUAAUUUUUCAAUCAAUACACGUGACGCGAAUGGCAUGUUGGAGAAUCAUUUAUUCCUUGGGCACGAUAAGCUCGAAUGCUUGGCGAAGGAAAUUCGCAUCAAUGACACCAACGGACGAAAUUUAUUUUCUGUAAAUCAAAAUGAAGUCACAAUCGGUGCACACGCGUUGCGCAUUGACGGCGAAGGUGGCGCCAUAUUUCGGGAAUCCAUACAAACGCCGCAUGUACGCGCCGAACCUGGACGUGAGUUGAGACUGGAAUCCCCCACACGUCAGCUUGAACUGACCGCUGCAAAGGAUAUAAAUUUGCAAUCGCGCGCUGGUGCAAUAGAAGUAGCUGCACUGAAAGAUGUGAGGCUGAGUGCGCUGGACGGAAGUCUGCGCCUGGAGUCCGCAAAAAUCCUUAUGCCGAAUCUGCGUACGGCGCAGCCACCACCACUGGGGGCGCCACAAAGUCGUGACCAUUUGCAUCGUGUCUUCCAGCUGUGCGCCUGCUCGAACGGCAAACUAUUCCUGGCCGCGCCGCAUUCGAUAUGCGCCGGUGACGACAGCACUGUUUGUAGAUGAUUACCAGAACGAAGACAAUAAAGCAAGUAGAUGCAGCACUGAGUGUUUGAGGAAAAAGUGGGAAAGCAUAAGAGAGUAGUUAAAUAUUCAAAUGUAGUAUAUAAAUGUAUUUGUAAGUAAGUAUAAAGUAUAGAUAUAAAAUCAAGCAGGGGUUAAAGUAGAAUUCAUAUCAAUGUAACUGUUAAAUAUCACGUAUGUAUAUAAAUUAUCAACGACAGUAGUGGUGGGUAGCGAGUUAGAGUAAUAUGUUAUAUAAAAUUUUUAUUGCUCAUCAGAAAUAUUUUCUAUUAUUUUAGGUAUGACUUAAACUAGGCUAUAUUUUCUGUUGCAAAAUUUUCAUUGAUCAAUUAUAGAAAUUAAAUAAAUUUUAUUGCCUUGUGGUCCUUGUUAGACAGGAUGCAAAAUAAGAAUAUUUUCAUACAAAUUUUAUAGAAAAGUUUAAAGAAGAAGGUGCAGAGGAUUUCGUAACUUUUAUUAAGAAAAACGUAUCUUUUAUUCUCUGGAGAAUUAAAUUAAGGUUAAUUUCUGCAAAAACACGCAUGUUUUUGGAAAGUUUUUUAAUGACGACGCAAUUAAAAUAUUUUUAUUAAAAUCAAUGGUAAUACAUUAAAGUAUGGCAUUCGAAAACUGUAAUAAAAUUUCACGAGAAAAAUCAAAUAAAUCGGUUGCAUCGUAGUUAUAAUACUCUACUUAUUGCACAAAAGGGCAUAAAAAGAUAUUUAUCUUGAUUUUGAUCGAUCAGUUUAUAUGACAGCUAUACGGUAUAAUAGUCCGAUCUAAACAAUUCCCUCGGAGAUUGCACCAUUGCCUUGGUUAAUAAUUUUUUUCAAAUUUCGUGACGAUAUCUCGUGGAAUAAAAAAGCUCCCCAUACAAGUACUUGAUUCCGAUUGUUCAGUUUGUAUGCCAGCUAUAUGCUAAAGUGGUCCGAUAUCGGCGUUUCCAACAAAUUAGCAGUUUUUUAUAGAGAAAAGCAAGGUUGCAAAAUUUCAGAUCGAUAUCUCAAAAACUGUGGGACUAGUUUGCGUAUGUAAAGACUGACGGACAUGGCUAAAUCGACCCAAUUCAUCAUGCUGAUGAUUUAUGUAUGUAUACAUUUGAUGAAGCCUUCGACGUUUCCUUUUGGGUGUUACAAACAUCGAGGCAAACUUCAUACUCCCUAUUCAAGGUAUAAAAAUUGCUAAAAGAUCGAUGCAGUAAUUUUGAACCUAAAAGGGUAACCGAAUUUGAAAAUAUGAGUUGUGAGGAGCACGCUUUAGAGUUUUGAACACUAAAAAAUCCGAUUUAAAACGUUCAUAAGACAGGUAUAAAAAUACUCAUAACUUCGUCAAUCGCCUUGAAAUUUUUACACAAUAUUCUUGAGAUAUCAUGCAUUAAAUAAAAAUCUAAAACCUUGCCGAAGGUAUGCUAAUCCAAGUUGAAUCAUCUAUAUUGUAAACGUUAUCACGUGGAACUGCAGUUUUAUGAAGUAAAAGUGUACUUGAGCCAGAAAAAGAAUAUUUUAUAUUUUGUUUCCCAAGUCCUCCAUAGCUUUAUAACAUUAAAGUCUAAGAAGAAAAUUCUUUGUUAUAACGUUUUAAAAAUUAAGGUAAAAACACUGUCAAAAAGAGAUGUCCUUGAUUCAGCAAUUUUACUUUGAAAGAAACUGUGGAGUUAACUAAAAGAACGGUAAAGCCGUAAAAUAUGGUAAUAGAACAUCAUAAAGAUUAGAUUACAAGAAUUAUAUGAAAAUCAAAAGAAUCGCAUGGAUGCACCAAUAACUAUUUUGCGACGCUAUGCGACUACAGAAAAUGACGACCUCUUAGAGAAUAUCGCACAAUUAAUUUCUUUUAGGGGAAAUUUUAGUCCAGCAAUUUGAAAAAUUCAAAUUAUUUUCCAAGUUAUAGCAGUUUUAGUGUCAUGGCAACUAGAUCAAUUUAUCCUUAACUAAAAAAUCUAAAAGCGUUUUUCUCGACACGGUCAUCGCGAUAUCUCAAGAUUUAAUCAACAAGGGUAGAAAUCGUGGCGGCGAAGACCAGGCAUAUUUUUUCUUCAACUGCAAGAAUUUAUAACUUUAUAAAAAUGUAUUAUUCUUUUUUUAUACCCUGAACAAGGAAUAUUCAGUUUGCCACGAAGUUUGCAACACCCAGAAGGAAAAGUCGGAGACUCUAUAAAAUAUAUACAUAAAUGAUCAGCAUGAUCCGUCCGUCUGUCUGUUUGUAUAUAUACGAACUAAUGCCUCAAUUUUCAAGCUAUCGAAUCGAAAUUUUUCACCUGUACAUUUCUCUCUAAGAAGCUGCUCAUUUGUCGGAACAGCCGAUAUCGAACCACUAUAGUACAAGUAUAUAGCUGCCAUACAAAUUGAACGAUCGGAAUCCAGUUCUUGUAAGGAAUCUUUGUAUUUAUGAAGGGUAUUAUAACUUCGGUGCAACCGAAGGUUAACAUUUUUUCUUUUAUUUUUCUUUUUUAUACUUUCGAAAUAUGAAUAAAUAAAUCGCUUGAUGGCCUCUAGACCAGAAUACCCUCCUGAGGUGAAAAAAACUCAACAAAAACCUAAUAGUUCCGUAUAUGAUUAAUUAUUUGGAAAACGAAAUACCCCGACUUGUUAUCAAAAUGCAACUAUUUGAUUAUAAUGAUGAUGAUGACUAAGUGAGAUAAUUGAAUCAACUGCCCACCCUAGCGAAGACUAUAUAAAUAUCAAGUAUAGGUAUAUAUAAAAUAAAAUUAAAAAAAAAAAAAAUAUAUAUAUAUAUAUAUGUAUAUGUAUGUAAUAAUAAAUAUACAAGUAACUAAAAAUUGUUAGGCGAACGCAGCAUUAUAUGUAUGAGUAAAUAGGCUUUAAUGAAAUAUUAUAUAAAUGCAAACAAAGGGUAUAAAAUUAUAGAAAAAGAAAAUAUUUAUUUGCAAAAAUCCAUGUGGAAUAAUUGGUGAAAAACCACCGAGUUAAUUAUGUUAUUAAUCGAAACAAUAAUUACUAAGAACCAACGCGUGCAUAAAAUAUACUGAGUAUAGGUAUAAAAUACAUAAAUAAAUAUAUAAAUAUAAUAAUCAUAUAAUAUAUUGUAGAAUGAAUCUUCGUAUGUAGGAUUGUAUGUCUGAUAAGAAAGCUUGGCAAACUAGAAUUUGUUGGAACAUUACUGUAAAUAAGUAUGCGCAUAGUUUAUAUAUAAGGGUAUGUAAUAUAUAUAGUAUUAUAAAAUAAAUAUUUAUUAAUUAGACAAACGUAAAUAUCAAACUAGUUUUUGGUUAUUUUGUUUAGAUUUUUAAGCAUUAGAGCGUGUUCGGGAGCUUGUAAACAUGGCUUGUGGUCUAUUGUGUCACAAUUAAGCGAAUGUACAGGGCGCUUCAUCCUUCGGCAUAAAAAUAUUGAAUAACCUAAAGGAAAUAGCCGACUAUUGAGUUCAGACAUUUUAAUUAAUUGAAAAACUUUAUUGCAACCACAAUUUGUCACCACAUUCUCCAUACAUUCGUGGACAGACGUAUACAUAAAUAUCGAAAUGAUUCCUCACCAUAUUAGUAUUAAAGGAUGGAGCACCCUGUAUAUAAGUAUAUAAAACAAAAUACCAACGUACUGCAUAUACUCAUUAGCACUUAAAUUACAUAAAAGAAAAUAUUAAAAUUAAAGUUUAAAAAAUAUAAAUAAUUUAAAGUCAUCAGCUGUAGUUGCGUUCGCUUGUAAGCGAAUCGCAAAAGAACACUCGCUUAAAUAUUGAAAUGUCUAUAAAGCGGCACUACAAACUUGGCUUAUUUAUUGGAUUCAGUUUCAGGGGGUUGAUAAAAAAUGAGCGACUGGUUGAUUAGUUAUAUCGAAAAAAAAAACAAUUUCAUUGUGAAUUAGCAUUUUUCUAAUUUUAAGUGCAUUUUGUGCAUAUUCCAUAAAUCCUUGGCCAAUAGUGCUCAAAAGCCAAGCAAAAUUAAACGGCCUAAGCCUAACUAUAGUCUAAGUAUUCGCUCUCUGUUACAUACCUCUUACCUAUUGGUGAUCCUUGUAGUUUGUUAAGUUAAGGAUAUGAACAUUUCAAUCUGCCUCUCAAAACCUGAUAAGUUCCGACAUGUUUUUAUAGCUAGAAUGUUGCCAGUGUUAACAAAUAACUUCAAAUUAUUUAUAAUUUAGUUGGGUAUUAUUUUCACACUCGCUUAAAAUAGUAGUUUUCGGUUUUUGUCGAAACGAAUUCGGAAGUAUUUAUUUGUAGAUAGAUAACAGAAAUUUCCAUCUAUAGAGAGUAAAGUAUUAUAAUAUUGGCUAUAAACUCGAAAUUUUAUGAAAUUUAACCGCCCCGAUUGCGAACUCAAAAAUUACAUAAUCAGUUUGAUUUCCAAAAUGCCUAACACGAUUUAAAAGCUAAUUCAUCCUUUGAAGUAUUACAUCAAUUAAUUUUCCUUCUUUGAUUAAUGGAAUAUCUGUUCAAACUCUCGAGUUCAUUUUACCGAUCAUAUAAUCAAGUAUUAAUAAGUUGAAACUGGGUAAGUGAGUGAGUAAAAUUAGAGUUGUGCAUAUUAUCCAAUAUAUACUGGACACUGAAAACCAAAUGGUAUAGAGAAAUAUUGCAAGAUCAAGUCAGAACUAAGUCGCACUAAGACUCGCUUACUAUGUGACUUCCAGUAGCCAAAACUAUGUCAAAAAUGCUUGGCUAAAAGCAAACAAAAACCAAGUUAUAGUGUAAGUCAAUGAAAGUUUGAUGACCACCAGAAUAAUAUUUUUAUUGUAUUUAUAGCUUAUA